CAUUACAAAAAAUUUGCACCAUCUUCCAUUUAAACCCUGUUCCAGCUAGCUAGGCUCUGCGGCUAUCAAACUCUCUCUCUCUCUCUCUCUCUCUCUCUCUCUUUGUGUUCUGUCUGUUCUCUUCCGCCCUUAAGAGACUCUCUGUUUUUGGUCUUUUGCUCAAAAAAAAAAAAAAAAAUGGGUGCUCUUGAUUUUCUCUCAGAUUAUAUCUCAGAAUAUAUCACUAUUUCCAGGCGAAGGAAGAAGCGCAAGGCAAUGCAGACGGUUGAAAUCAAGGUGAAAAUGGACUGUGAUGGCUGUGAAAGAAGAGUUAAAAAUGCUGUCACCUCCAUGAAAGGUGCUAAAUCAGUGGAUGUGGAUAGAAAGCAAAGCAGGGUAAAAGUAACAGGUUAUGUGGAGCCAAACAAGGUGUUACAGAGAGUUAGGAGAACAGGAAAGAGGGCUGAGUUAUGGCCCUAUGUUCCAUACAAUUUGGUUGCUUAUCCUUAUGUAGCCCAGGCCUAUGAUAAAAAAGCACCUUCUGGGUUCGUCAGGAACGUGGUCCAAGCUCAAACUAGCCCCAAUGCACCAGAUGAAAAAUACACAACACUAUUUAGUGAUGAAAAUCCUAAUGCAUGUUCCAUUAUGUAAAACCAUCCGUAGUUAUAUAAAAGUUUUUGAAAUUGCAGAAUAUAGUAGCUUUGGAUGUUUAGGACUUUUUUGGUGGUGGUGAUAAACAUAGUAGUGGAUUUUGUGGAUAUAAAGGUUUAAGUCCAGCUUUUAGACUGGCAUACACAGAGUUUGUAACUUUUUGAGUUUGUGUUUAGUGAAUUUUUGUUUUCUAACUUUGCUUAA
Molecule: messenger RNA, 834 nt
Organism: Ziziphus jujuba (common jujube)
Lineage: Eukaryota; Viridiplantae; Streptophyta; Magnoliopsida; Rosales; Rhamnaceae
Product: heavy metal-associated isoprenylated plant protein 20
Exons: 3
Coding region: 178-630 (150 amino acids)
Molecular function (GO): metal ion binding
Source: RefSeq, a predicted model, not a curated record